Messenger RNA from Haemonchus placei, 333 nucleotides. Lineage: Eukaryota; Metazoa; Nematoda; Chromadorea; Rhabditida; Trichostrongylidae. The record is from the annotation of a GenBank genome assembly.
AUGGAACGACAAGCACUUGAAAAUUUACCCGAACAAGAGCUCGAUGUGGGUGCCCAUGAUGUUCAGCUUGAGAAGACAUCUGGUCUAACAUUAGUUCGUGAACGGCGAGCUAAGCGAUUGUGUGGACAGAAAUUCAUUGAGCAUCUACUGGUACUCUGCAAUUCCUGCAUCCUUCCAGCAGGAUCGGAGAUCGUAAAGCGCUCUCUCAUAGAUGAAACUGCUCGUGAAACAGUGCAGCGGCUUAUGAAGCGGGAACUGUCCAUCGCCAAGAAAUGUUGUGCUGGUCAAUGCAAAAUGUCCGAACUGGAAGCCCUCUGCUGCAAGACUGGAUAA